This is a messenger RNA of Choloepus didactylus (southern two-toed sloth), 1197 nucleotides long. RefSeq names its product fumarylacetoacetate hydrolase domain containing 1 (gene FAHD1). Gene Ontology annotation, cellular component: mitochondrion. Gene Ontology annotation, molecular function: acetylpyruvate hydrolase activity. The transcript has a single exon. The coding region runs from base 35 to 700 and encodes 221 amino acids. The record is from RefSeq and is a predicted model, not a curated record. Lineage: Eukaryota; Metazoa; Chordata; Mammalia; Pilosa; Megalonychidae.
ACGUGACCCCAAGUGGUCCUGCUCCGUGAGCACCAUGGCGGCCGCUGGGCAGCUGUCCCGCUUCUGGGAGUGGGGGAAGAAUAUCGUGUGCGUGGGGAGGAACUACGCGGACCACGUGAAGGAGAUGCGGAGCACCGUGCUGAGCGAGCCGGUCCUCUUCCUGAAGCCGUCCACCGCCUACGCCCCCGAGGGCUCGCCCAUCCUGCUGCCCCCCUACAGCCGCUGCGUGCACCACGAGCUGGAGCUGGGCGUGGUGAUGGGCGCGCGCGGCCGCGCCGUCCCCGAGGCCACGGCCCUGGACUACGUGGCCGGUUAUGCCCUGUGCCUGGACAUGACCGCCCGGGACGUGCAGGACGAAUGCAAGAAGGAAGGGCUGCCCUGGACUCUGGCCAAGGGCUUCACGACCUCCUGCCCCGUCAGCGCGUUCGUGCCCAAAGAGAAGAUCCCUGACCCUCACAACCUGAAGCUGUGGCUCAGGGUCAACGGCGAGCUCCGGCAGGAGGGUGAGACGUCCUCCAUGAUUUUUUCCAUCCCCUACAUCAUUAGCUACGUUUCUAAGAUAAUUACCUUGGAAGAAGGAGAUAUUAUCUUGACCGGGUCGCCGAAGGGAGUGGGUCCUGUUAAAGAAAAUGAUGAGAUCCAAGCUGGCAUACACGGGGUUGUCAGUAUGACAUUUAAGGUGGAAAAGGCGCAAUAUUGAGUCAACACAAAGCAACCUAACUUCUUAAGUUUCGGGAGAGAAGGGAGCAAGACAGAAGCAAGCAAAGGUUAGUAAAUGUUGCAAGCCCUUAAUGAGAAGUCAGAAAAUGGUUUGAUCAGAUUACUGUGCCUCAGCUCAAGGAAGAUGGACCCUUCAAGACAAACUUGAUGUAGAACAGCUGAGCAGGUCAUGGAAACAAGAAACAGGGUCUUCUGGGAGACAACCAGAGUCAAGGAUUGAAGAGGCUCUGAAGAAGAGAAAUUAUUAAACCAAAUGUCCCAGAAGACUGAUGGUAGUCUCUGUCUCUGUUCCUAAAGUUGGACUGGAUAAGACUUUUAAAUGGGAUGUCACUAAGUUCAGAGUUUGGAAGAUAAUUUUGAAAUUGGUUUCCAAAUAAAUGUGCUGGAUAAGACUUUUAAAUGAGAUGUCACUAAGUUCAGAGCUUGGAAGAUAAUUUUGAAAUUGUUUUCCAAAUAAAUGUGCUAUCCUUUGUGUGA